AAUCGUGAUAAUGAGAAUACGAGACUACAAAACUCAUUCAUUUGGUUUUGGAAUUUAGUUCUCCGUGUACAUAUAACUUCGUAUUGUUGUAUUUUGUACAAUUUUAAACUGCUACGUUUAUAUUUUACGAUACUCAAGUUCUAAUUUAUUUUAAUAUUCAAUUAUUGUUAAACGCAGUACAGCAAAAUGUUAGUCUCGAAUAUGUUUAAGACAUUAAAAUGUUCAAAUGUUAUUAGAUUAAGAAAAUAUCUAAGUACCAUUGUUGAUAGAAAGCAAGAUCUUUCUAUGCAAGAUGAAGUUCAAUUUAAAAUGAAUUGUAGUCCUAACCAUUAUGAGAAAUUUGAUUGUUGUAUUAAAAAUGGACUCACUUCUAAUGCAGUUCUUAGCAAUGAAUGGAUUUUCAAAAUGAAUUUCAAUAAUUUAAAUAAUGGACUGACAUUACUUAAAAGAUGGAAUCCUAAAAAAAUGGAUGAUUUGUUUGUACUCCUUCAAAUGCCUAUGACAAAACUUGUAUAUCUUACUAAAAAAACCCAAUUAGAAUCAACAAUUGUGCCUCAUGGAAACAGAGUCUAUUAUUUUGCAUCUACUUUUGAGAAAAAUCCCCAAGAAGUAUGUUACCAUUUGAUGCAUUACAAAUUUCUAUUCACACGGAACUUUACAACUCUUCACCACAUCUAUCAAAUUUUAAUUGAAAAUAAUGUUGAUAAAAAUGAUAUUUGGAAAGAUACUUGGAUAUUUAUGUACAGCAUUGAUCAAAUUAAACACAGAAUUUCUCUUACUAAAACGCCAAAUUUAACAAUUAAGCCUUGGAUGUUACGAUGUAAAACUGAAGUAUUUGAAAGGACUUUAGAGAUAAAACAAGAAAAUAGAGUAGUUCUCAAUAAAGACUCUACUGCACAAUAUUUAGCCAAAAGACUGAAAGUACCAGAAAAAACUAUUCGCUAUAUUAGUUCAAAAUAUCCUACAACAUUGAGAGUUAGUCCUACUAAAUUGAAAGAAAUAUUGGAUUUUCUCCUCAAAGAAGGCUACAGACCUUCACAUAUAUUGAGUACUCCACGUGUAUUUACUCACAGUAUUUCUACUCUACAGGAACGAUUAACUGAAUUGCGAGAUCUUGGUGGUGAACCUACUUUGACUGCCUUAUGUAAAAACAAAACAACAUAUCAAGAAUUAGUUAAUAAAUUAAUUAUGAAAAGCACUAAAGGAUAUAUUUAAGAUGUUAUUGUACCAUAUCUAAUAAGUAAUAAUGUAUAUCCCGUGAACAUAACUUUUAAUGCAAUUCAUUAUGUUAAACUACAAAUUAUACUAUAAGAACUAUACACUAUGUCAAAUUUAAAUAAUUGUUAUUAACACAAUGGUUAAUUAAUUAAACUUUAUCCUUUCAAAUUUCAAAACAAUUUCUAAAAUAUUAAUACCAUUAAUUGGUACAUUUUGAGACACUUGAAAAUUUUCAAAACGUAUCUGGAAGUAUAAAAGUAGAAGUAAACAUAAAAAGUGUUAUAAAAAAAAACCUUAAAAAUUC
Molecule: messenger RNA, 1522 nt
Organism: Myzus persicae (green peach aphid)
Lineage: Eukaryota; Metazoa; Arthropoda; Insecta; Hemiptera; Aphididae
Gene: mTTF
Product: transcription termination factor, mitochondrial
Exons: 6
Coding region: 187-1215 (342 amino acids)
Biological process (GO): termination of mitochondrial transcription; regulation of DNA-templated transcription
Cellular component (GO): mitochondrial matrix
Molecular function (GO): double-stranded DNA binding
Source: RefSeq, a predicted model, not a curated record